Hipposideros armiger (great roundleaf bat) is the source of this 2292-nucleotide messenger RNA. It is a transcript of the gene IVL, whose product is annotated as involucrin. The transcript has 3 exons. Lineage: Eukaryota; Metazoa; Chordata; Mammalia; Chiroptera; Hipposideridae. The coding region runs from base 115 to 744 and encodes 209 amino acids. The record is from RefSeq and is a predicted model, not a curated record.
CAGGCUGGGGAACGGUAUAAAGGACGCCCUGGCCCCUGCUCUGCUCAGCACUCCACUAGAGGCCUCUUCAGCCAUCCUUACUCUGAGCCAGGUUGACCUAAAGCAGCUUCCAAGAUGUCCCAGCAACAGACUCUGCCAGUCACCCUGCCCCCUGCCCUCUGUCAGGAGCCCCUCAAGCCUGUGUCUCCUCCUACUGAUACCCACCAGGAGGAGCAAGUGAAGGAGCCAACUCCACUGCCUGUCCCAUGCCAGAAGGUGCCUUCCGGGAUCCCAGGGGAGGUCCCCUUGGUGCACGGGGAGAAACACACAACUCCUGUGAAGGGGGUGCCCGAGCAAGACUGUGAGCCGCAGGAGCAGGAACAGCAUCUGGAACAGCAGCAGCAGCAGCAACAGGAACAGCAUAAGGACCAUCAGGACGCAGGAAGCUUGGAGCAGCAGCUGGAGGAGGAGAAAACACAAAGGGAGCAGCCACUAAAGGGACAGCUGCAAGAAGACAAGAAGCUCUUGGACCAGCAGCUGGAUAGAGAGCUGACAAAGGGAGGUGAGCAGCUGGAGAAUAAGGAGACGCAGCUGCUGGAGCCCCUGGCGCAGCAGGAGGAGAAGCUGGAUCCACCUGAAUUUGUCCCAGCUCCUGGCCAGGUCCAAGAGACCCACCCAGCGCAGCCACUGAAGGGAGAAGUCUUGCCCCCCGCAGAGCAGCAGCAGCAGAAGCAGGAGGUGCAGUGGCCUCCCAAACAUAAGUAACUGCCCCCAGUGUCCCAGAGGCCCUCAGGCCCUCCUACAAAGUGAAGAGAGAGCCAGUGGCCUCGCUUACCUCAGGUGCCCAGCCUGGAUGGCCCACUUCAUCUGUGAACCUGCCUGACCUUGACCUUCUGCAUGACUUUGUGAUAGAGCUGGGGGGUGGGGGAAGUUAUUGCCCAGCUCCUGAUGAGCCCACUUCUAACCUCAGAUGCCCAGAGCCUGUGCCUGAGGACAGCUACUGCAGUAACUCUGACUUCAUGCCCAGUGUUACGGCUGAAUCUGGGAGUGUACAAUGAUACAGAAUAAACGCUAAAGCCCUGGGAUCCUGUGCUCUCUCUGUCUUUGCUCCUGUCUCUCACCAUACGACCUGUCAGUGAGGCAAUGGUUGCAACUGACUCUCUUGGCUAACUCCCAAAGUGGGACAGACAUCUCAAUCCCUCUUUAAGUCUGCUCCCAAAACCAUCCAGUACAGUCCACAGCUUCCAAAAAUGAAGUCAGACCAACACCGAACAAAAACAAAACAACUUCAUCGUGCACCUGAGAGCAACACUUGCCAGUCACAAGGGGGGCAAGCCAUCCUGAUUGGGGGGAAAGGGCUCCAUCCCAGUCCAGCACUGCCUCUCACACACACCGAGCCCAACGCUAGCCCAUGGCCAAGGGGGCAGAGAGGGCCUGGGGGCUCCCUCUGGGUCUGAUCCCUUCCUGGGUUUACUCUCUGUAGAAUGUCCUCAUGGAUUCCAAGAAUCUCCUGGACUGCCUAAUUGGUUAAGGAAGACUUUAGGAAAGCAACAGAAGCAGAAUCGGGCAAGGUGGGGAGAGGAAAGACUCCUGGGAGUGGCCUCUGCUGGGGACUGUGACAGUGUCACUAAAGGUAGUAAAGGUUGGGCCAGCUGGAGUCAUGGAGGCCAAAAUGCUGAACCGGCUGGAGAAAUGCAGACCCAAGGUCACUGCAGCCGUUCCCCUCCCUGGCGUGUCUGUAGCCUUUACUGCCAUCAAUCACUUCAGGAUGUGGGCUCUCUCUUUCCUGGGGAUCACCUGCCUUCAACCAUUUACCCACAUCAUCUCAGGCAGGUUGUCUCAAGGUCCCCAAAGCUAUUUUACCACAGGCAUGAGCACAUGCCAGGGACAUUGCUAUUGAGACUUCCGGGCCCCCAAAGCCAGUAGGUCUGAAUGGCACUUAGCCUCCCUCCUCCCACCACCUCCAGCAACACUCACUAUCUUUCCUCCUUAGGUGUCCUCUCUCCUGGUCACAAUGCCACCACCUGGCCGUUCACCUAAGCCAGGGAUGUGCUCAUCAUCCCUCACUCCUCCUCCCUUCGUCCCUACCCCCUACCAUGAUCAAGUCCCUGCUGUCCCUGCCCACCCCUCCCAAUCCUAGACUGAGGUCAUUUCUCACCCAAACUAUUGCAACGGGCUUCAAGCUGGUUUCCCUCACCCGCUGUCAAUGUGCCCUCCAAUCCACCCAUCUUACCGAGGGUUUCAAAAGCACCCUUUGGGGGCCAGCUGAGUGGCGCAAUGGUUAAGAACUGGCUUGAGACGCCAGAGGGCCCC